Molecule: messenger RNA, 876 nt
Organism: Schistosoma guineensis
Lineage: Eukaryota; Metazoa; Platyhelminthes; Trematoda; Strigeidida; Schistosomatidae
Source: the annotation of a GenBank genome assembly
AUGGACGAGCCAAUCACAUAUAAACCCGCUAACAAGAAGUACGUCAUUGUUGACGUCCUCAGCAAAAAACAACUGAUGAUAGCAUCCAAGGAGUGGAUAGUAGGCAAGGAACUUUGCGCUUUUCCGAACGAGCUGGUCGAUAUACACCUUCAGAAGUGCGACCAACCGAAUGAAAAUUGGUCACUUAUGAAAUGUAAAGUUAUUCACGAAUUAGAUUCUCUGCAGUCUGCCAAAGAUCUGUUACUUUCCAUACAAAUACUGCAAUCUCACCGGGAAAACACUUCAACGGAUGAAAACACUCUGCCACAUAACACUGAGAAGCACAAGAGAGCUGCCAUGAAGCGUAAACAAGAAUAUCUUUACAAUUCAGUAGACAUGGAUGUUGCUGAAAUGCAGGUUGGCAAUAGUCAUGUUCAAUAUCCCCAAUUCAGGUUGUUUGACAAAUUAGUUUCGCCUAUUGCUAAAGACAUCCCCGUCUACAUCGGCAUCAAAGCGUGUCCAUGGUGCUUCAGCAGACCAGUAAGUCACCUGCAUCAUCAAGUGGACUUUUUCAGGUUAGGUAGGUUGCAUGCAAUGGUGCAAAACAUUUCGUCAACUAUGAAUGAAUUCAGUCAAACGUUGCAGAAUAUGUCAACAGCCAUUUCGGAUUUGAGUAUUAAUGUAAAACAAUUGCUUUCAAAGUCUAAUGAGCGCGAAAGACCGCAUCAAUUCGAUUGCCGACUGUCGAGUCAGCAGUUCCCUUUGUCAUCUGAAGAGGAACUACAGAUGCUGGAUACUGGUUUGUCGUAGAAAGAAACCAGGGACAGAUUUUUAAGUCAUUAACAUGAAUUUAAUAAUUUGUUACUAUUGCAGAUGGCAAUAGUCACUAGGUUAUCA